This is a messenger RNA of Pristis pectinata (smalltooth sawfish), 1948 nucleotides long. It is a transcript of the gene tram2, whose product is annotated as translocation associated membrane protein 2. Gene Ontology annotation, cellular component: endoplasmic reticulum membrane. Lineage: Eukaryota; Metazoa; Chordata; Chondrichthyes; Rhinopristiformes; Pristidae. The transcript is spliced from 11 exons. The coding region runs from base 189 to 1142 and encodes 317 amino acids. Gene Ontology annotation, biological process: SRP-dependent cotranslational protein targeting to membrane, translocation; protein insertion into ER membrane. The record is from RefSeq and is a predicted model, not a curated record.
GGCGGCGGGAGCGCGCUCGGCCAUGGCUGCCUUCCGACGGCGCGGCCGAGCGCACUCGGUGCUCAGCCACGAGUUCGUGAUCCAGAACCGGGCGGACAUCGCGGCCGCCGCCGUCAUCCUGGUGCUGAUCGGCCUCAUGUUCGAGGUUACAGCAAAGACCGCGUUCAUGUUCAUUUCCCCACAGUACAAUGUCAGCACAACCACUGCAGACAGAUGGGGAUGUUGUUUAUUAUCUCUACGGGACCAGUGAUUUUGUUACCAUCUCAUUCUAUAUCUUCAUUACCAUUAUCUUACAUGCUGUUGUCCAGGAGUAUGCACUCGAUAAACUAAACAAGAGGCUGCACCUAUCGAAAGUCAAACACAGCAAGGUGAAUGAGUCUGGGCAGCUGGUGGUUCUCCACCUCAGCUCCAGUGCCUGGGGCCUCUACAUCAUUGUCAGUGAGGGCUACGUGAGUUCCCCAUCCAGUCUGUGGGAGGGCUAUCCUCACACCAACCUCUCCUUCCAGAUGAAGUUCUUCUAUCUGUGCCAAAUCUCCUACUGGGUCCACAUGCUGCCAGAGCUCUACUUCCAGAGAGUGCGCAAGGAGGAGAUCCCACGGCAGCUACUGUACAUCGGUUUGUACCUCCUACACAUCGCAGGGGCUUAUCUACUCAACUUGACGCGGUUGGGCCUAGUGCUCCUGGUGCUGCAGAGUGUGUCGGAGCUGGUGUUUCACUGGGCCCGGUUAUUGUACUUCACCAAUGAGAACAACCAGAGGCUGUUUAACGUGUGGGCAGUGGUGUUUGUACUGACCCGCCUUGUCACCCUCACCCUGGCUGUGCUCGUCGUGGGGUUUGGCCUUUCCCGUGUUCAUCAUCAGACUUUCCAUGUGGAAAAGGGAAUCUUCAACACCCUUCCCAUCCGGCUCGGUGUUCUGCUGGCCCUCUGCCUACCCCAGGCCUGGAUGAUGUGGCGGUUCAUCAACUUCCAGCUGCGCCGCUGGAGGGAGUGUCAGCUGGAGCAGGCAGCACGCAGGAAGGUGGUCGGUGCAGCAGGGACCAGGGCGAGGAGCCAGCGCAGGGAGCCAGGUCACCAUGAGAACGGUUUAAUCAAAUCUGAGAACGGAGCCUCCCCCAGAACUCGGAAAAUCCGGUCUCCCUGAAGCUCGGAUCCGGGGUGGAGCCCCCAGCACUGGAGUAGCCACUCAGACAGCACCCUGCCUCCCCCUCAUCCAAAGCACCCACUGCCCCAACCUGUCUCCAACACACCUCCCACCCUCAUUGGGCCCCUCCCUCACCAGAUCCCAAUCCUGGAGUCAGCAUAAACACCCUGCCCACCCUCAUCCCUGGGGACCCGGGCUCUGCGUGUGCGUGCCCUGGGCUCUGCGUGUGCAUGUGCAUGCCCCGGGCUCUGCGUGUGCAUGUGCAUGCCCCGGGCUCUGUGUGUGCGUGCCCCCGGCUCUGCAUGUGCGUGUCCCGGGCUCUGCGUGUGCGUGUGCAUGCCCUGGGCUCUGUGUGUGCGUGCCCCGGGCUGUGCAUGUGCGUGCCCUGGGCUCUGCGUGUGCAUGUGCAUGCCCCGGGCUCUGCGUGUGCAUGCCCUGGGCUCUGCGUGUGCGUGCCCCGGGCUGUGCAUGUGCGUGCCCUGGGCUCUGUGUGUGCGUGCCCUGGGCUCUGUGUGUGCGUGUGCGUGCCCCGGGCACCCCUUGAGAGAGGCUCAGUGUCCAGCAGUGGGUCUGACUGCUGCAGGGUGUGGUACUGAUGGUGAUGGCUGGGGCUGGGUGCGGUGGUCUCGGGGUCCUGGGGGUGGAUGUUGUGGUCCAGAGGAGGGUGUACCGGCUGAGGGUGGGGGCUCUCUGCUCCCGAGGCCCCACCCCCACCGAGCACUGGUGAUAGCUGACUGGUGGGAUCAGGACCAUCUGAACCCAGUCAGGCAAACUGUGAGCACAACUCAAUAAAAGUGCAACGUGAA